AUGUCAACAAGCGAUGGCGAUCGACAAAGAUUACAUCGGGCGAAUAGAGUUGGAGAAAUACGUCCAAAACUCUAUGCUGAGAAGUUAAGAUUUGCUGAGCAAUACGAGAUCGAUGCUGGGUAUAUCUAUGCCGCUCCAGAGGAAUGCCGUCGAAUGGAUACUUAUGAAGGAAUACUUGAUUGGGCUUUAAUACGUAAUGACUGCACUGAUCCGGAAAACGCGUUAACGGCAGUUAGAUUCCAUCCAAAGAUAAUAGGAAGAUCUGUAAACGAAUUACGCAACAACGGCGAUACAAUGCACGAGAAAAAAGAAAAAUUAAAUAGAAAGUACGAGGCGUUGAACCGCGCGAACAUUUUACACAUCAAGCACCCGCAGACAUUCUCCAGCCCCGAUGACGAGGCUCUUUAUUUCAAGCCGCCAAGUCGAACAUCGGACUGGAAGGCAUGUCUAAUGAACAGCAUAAAAGACAUUAUUCAUAAUGAGGGUUACGGUACUUCACACGAGCACGUGUUUGUUGGUCAAGGGUUGGAUGGAGUGUCUGAGAAUGGAGAUUCUGGUGCUCUAAUCUAUGAUAUUGAUAUCAUCCCUUGUCCUGGUAAUACGUUCAAUACUGCUGCUCUUCUACCCAUGGCUAUGAUUUGGGGUGGGGCUUCCUCUGGAGAGAUUGUUACAGGCUUCAGAGAUGUUACCUAUGCAAUGUUACGAAGUAACAGCUGA
Molecule: messenger RNA, 717 nt
Organism: Sclerotinia sclerotiorum 1980 UF-70
Lineage: Eukaryota; Fungi; Ascomycota; Leotiomycetes; Helotiales; Sclerotiniaceae
Exons: 2
Coding region: 1-717 (238 amino acids)
Source: RefSeq, a predicted model, not a curated record